Molecule: messenger RNA, 1562 nt
Organism: Solea solea (common sole)
Lineage: Eukaryota; Metazoa; Chordata; Actinopteri; Pleuronectiformes; Soleidae
Product: zona pellucida sperm-binding protein 4-like
Exons: 10
Coding region: 35-1507 (490 amino acids)
Biological process (GO): prevention of polyspermy; binding of sperm to zona pellucida
Cellular component (GO): egg coat
Molecular function (GO): acrosin binding; structural constituent of egg coat
Source: RefSeq, a predicted model, not a curated record
UCCAGCAGCUACGACAGACCUUUCACUCGGAUCUAUGGCUGGGCUCAGACUGGAGCUUCUACCGCUGUUGGUGGUCGUGGUGUUGACUGGGCAUCUGCCUCUGCUCACGGCUUCACCUCGAGGCUGGGAGUGGAUCGACAACGCUCAGCUUUCCACUCUGCUGGAAUCAGGAGAGUUGGGCUCUCCCAGUGUUUCAUCAUCGUCUUUAUCAUCAUGGACAGAUGACGACAGAGGUGAGGAAGAGGAAGACGAGCCAAUUCCUGAGGAUGAACUCCCAGAGUUCGAGGAGGAAGAAGGUGUUGCCACUGGCAAUUUGAACGCCAACACUGACCAUGGAUUCCAAGUGGAAAGUGAAGACUCAGAAUACUGGGCCAACAAUGUAGAUGGUGGAUUCCAGAUGAGUUUUGUGGACUCUUCAGAAGAUGGGACUGAUGAUGGUUUGGACUCCACUGAGACAGAUUCUGACAGCUCAGAGUUUGACUCCAGUCCAUUUCCUCGCUCUGUUGAUCAACCCAAAGUCAAGGAAAAGUGCACCAAGCCAACGACGGAACCAUCCAAAGCUCAGAAUUGUGUUGUACCUGCGGGAGAGCAAGUAACUUGUGGCGAUUCAGGAAUUACCCCUGCAGACUGUGAAAAGAUGGGAUGCUGUGUUUGUCCGACUUCAUCUGCUUGCUUCUAUCCACUGGAUGAGUGCACUGGGGAUCAACACUUUGUUUUUGCCAUUCGCUACAACUCUGCCAACAUCCCUGUGGACCCUACCAAGCUUGUUAUUCCUGGAUAUACAGACUGUAAAGCAGUCAUUGUUAAUGACAAGGUUGCCAUCUUUAAGUUCAAAGUUACUGAAUGUGGAGUUCGUGCUUAUGAAGUUGGUGAGACAAAGAUCUACCUGGCUGAAGUACAGACUAUUGUCCAAGCUCUCAACCUCAAGUAUGGUAUCAUUACUAGAAGUGAUCCGCUCAGAUUCUUGGUAGAGUGCCGCUACAGCAAAGACGGCUCUGCUCAGCAGGGACUGGCCAGUGCUGGCGUCAUGGUCAAAGUCCCGUCUUCCACCUUGCCGUCGUCUAUAACCUCGGGUGGUUUAUAUGCCGUUCUGCUAAGGAUUGCCAAAGAUAAGACUUAUUCAAGUUUCUUGCCCACUUACCAUCAACCAUUACGGUUGCUCCUUGGCAAACCAGUCUAUCUUGAGCUGUACCUGUAUUCUCCCGUACCAUAUGCAACGGUACUUGUCAACUACUGCCUAGCUUACCCUCGCUCUGCAAAGAAUGCAUUGUUGCUCAUUUAUGAAGGCUGUGCCAAUCCUUUGGACAAAAGCGUGUCCAUCCUUAAAGUCAGUGACCUUCCACAAAAUCGCAACAGGAGGCGCUUCUUAGUCACUGCCUUUCAGUUCAUGUCUCAAGUGACAAACAAGUACCUUAAUGAAGAAAUUUAUUUCAUGUGCUCUACAGAAGUUUGUUUCUCAAAUGAGAGGUCAUGUGAAGAGCGCUGCUUUGAUGGAAAGACCCCAUAAGGAUGUGCUGGGAGACUUUAUAUGAACUGAAAAUAAACCUUUUUAUAAUACAGAA